AUGACAUUUCAAAAUAGGUCUAAAGCAAAAGCUUCUCCCUGUUGUCCACAUCCGCAGCAACAACCACCACAUCCACCUCCGCAUCCACAUCUCCCACCGCCUCCACCACAUCCGCAGUUACAACGACAACAACAGCAUAUCAUUUUGCCAACAAGAGCCAGUAACACGGCCUUCUUCAAGUCGUUUAACGUGAUGUCUGUCAUGCUGCAUCACUUAGCUCACUAA
Messenger RNA from Rodentolepis nana, 225 nucleotides. The record is from the annotation of a GenBank genome assembly. NCBI's taxonomy places the organism in Eukaryota, Metazoa, Platyhelminthes, Cestoda, Cyclophyllidea, Hymenolepididae.